Messenger RNA from Gongylonema pulchrum, 1014 nucleotides. The record is from the annotation of a GenBank genome assembly. NCBI's taxonomy places the organism in Eukaryota, Metazoa, Nematoda, Chromadorea, Rhabditida, Gongylonematidae.
AUGGAGCCGUUUGUUCGGGAACAGCUGACACGCAUACCGAAUUCAACGAUUGAAAAAAUUCUGGAAGGUAAAAUACUGUUCGAAGUAAACUGUUUUGUCGAACCAAAUACUCUGCGAUGUAUGGAAAGAUUAUUUUUGGUUAUAGCAUAUGAAGAUAUUGACUGCAGUUUAAACAAACGACAGCUUUUCGAUAAAUUGUUUGGUUUCUUCCGCGCCGAUUCGCUAAUGACGGCCUGUGAAGAAGCUUUUGCAUUUCUUAUCCUGGAUCAACAAUCCGAAAGUAAAGCCUUUCGUGUGUCGCUAAAAACAACUGGCAAAUGGCGUCGCAGGAUUUAUUCAGAUAAACUAUCUGCUAGCAUUGCGCAGUAUAUCAAACGAGCAACAGGGCUGAGAAGUUCACUCCAUAAUGCUACUCUGGAGAUAUGUAUUCAUGUUACUGAAAAGUAUAUUUUUGUCGGUAUCCCGCUAACACGGAAGCCUUUGUCCCUAAGGUCUUAUCUAUCCGAUAAUGCACUUCGUUCAACUAUUGCUGAUGCAAUGUUACAACUUACCGAUAUACAAGUUGGCGACGUUGUUCUAGAUCUGACUUGUGGUUCAUCCUCCAUACUGCUCCAAGCCGCGCACGAUUUUCCCGACAAAGUAAAGCGAAUUUUUUUUUUCUUUUUAUUUCUUUUCCCGCGGCAAUUUGAUGAUGUCGUGAAAAAUUUCAUUUCAUCGCUGAAAAGCAUCGGUAGCCGUAGUAAGACAGUUUGGCGUAGUAACCAGGCAUUUUUGCUGGGAGCAGAUUACUGCUGGAAUGCCUUGCAACUUUCGCUGAGCAACCGAGAUCAUUUACGAAAGGCCGACAGUUUGGAACCUCUAAUGGAUCUACUAUGCAUGGACUUGUUUAACGAGUGUUUCAAAUUCAAAGCGAUUGAUCAUAUUGUGUCGGAUCUGCCAUUUGGACAACAGCACGGAACAAACGAGUCUGCUCUAAGGAUACUUCAGCAUAUCUGCGACAUCUUUUCAAAGUAA